Messenger RNA from Schizophyllum commune H4-8, 2358 nucleotides. RefSeq lists its product as uncharacterized. The transcript is spliced from 7 exons. The record is from RefSeq and is a predicted model, not a curated record. NCBI's taxonomy places the organism in Eukaryota, Fungi, Basidiomycota, Agaricomycetes, Agaricales, Schizophyllaceae. The coding region runs from base 1 to 2358 and encodes 785 amino acids.
AUGAGCUCCAAUCGCAUCAGUAACUUGCCACCCGGGUCAGAAAUACCCUCGACAUCAAGUGCUGUACCCCAGUCGACACCUUGGGGCCAGCAGGAAGGACUAGAGGCUCCCGUCCCGAACGCAUCGCCGAUCACGGACGACAGUGCGCCGAAGUCAAGCAAACGCAGGUGGCAGCACAUGAACAUGGCGACGCCGGACGCUCCCCAGGCAGUGGCAAUUGGCCGGACCCCGCAAUCAGAGAAAGAACACGCAAAGUACGUCCGGCGCAAAGCCAAAGCAAGGCAAAAGGAGGAGGAGCACACACGGACAUUGGCUAGGCUCGCUGAGGUAGAAGGGCAGCGGGAUCUGUUCUUCCAGCAACUGGAGCAAGCGCGGGCGACGAUACAUGAGCUGAGUCGAGAGCGCGAUGCAGCUGGUCCAGAGUUGCCCACGCUCACUCCAGUUCCUGCGGUUCAGCAGAAUGCUGCGCCAGCGAUGGACCAGCAGCCCGUUAGCAUGGAUAUCGACGAGCCCUCGAUGGAUAUCGACGAGCCCUCGCCCCAAGCCACCCAGGAACCGCCGCCGCAAGAACACGCCACCGAGGUGGAGGUCGAUUCCUAUGCGGAUACGCCACAUUCGUCCAGCGGUCGCUCGCCUGUGCGCCGCCCGCACGAAAUCGGGACUCAUAUCGGGCGCGAGUUGCCCCCUCCGCUGAUGGACCUGACAUCCUAUGACGGCCAUCCCCCUGCGGUGCCGGACAUUCAGUUUGCAAGCGGUCUCCGAGUGUGCGCGCCAUACCUCACCGACGAUAAGGAUUGGGAGAAGAAUGCAUUGGCAUUUGAGGAAGACAUGAUGAGAAAGGCGGCCGACAUCUAUAAGAUGUCCACCGAUCGACCGGACAUGGUAUGGCAUCGCGAGUUUUCCACGUACGAGGAGACCGCGAAAGUGGUAGAUGAAGGAAUGUCGCAAGGCGUAGUCGUCGUGAUACACAACUACCCAGAUAGCGUGGAUGCCGCCUGUCGUGUUAACUCGUGGGAGGACGACCCGGCCCUGCAACUGCCCUACCUUGGUCAGGAGCCGGGACGCGGGGUCUUAGGCGCCAACCUGGUUGCCAAACGGCAGUUUCACGAGCCGUCCCGCGUAGAUGCCAGCAAGCGCCGUAGCCACGAAAUGGACCCAUACGUGACUGGAUCUUUGGUCGACUUUAGGAGUUGGCUUGGCGACUCCGGCAUAGUGCGCUGCCUACUGGAUUUGACCGUCCCGAUGGCCCAACGCGACUACAUAUCCGAUGUGCUCAGCGACGGCGCGCUGGAGUGCAACGCAAGGUCACACUCGUUCGACUACACCGCGCCGCACGCCCUCGUCGUCGAUUUUCUUCGCAUCCAGAACUGGUUCUUGCUGCAUACGGGGCGGUUCGUGACGCUGGGCCACCACGAUGCGGACGGGCUGGCCACAUCUAUCCAAAUACGAGGUGGAGGACGCAAAAUAUGGAUCGUCACCCGAGGCUACCAGCCUGUCCUCCAGAGUAAAACGUGGAGCCAGCACGAGGCGCAACGCGAGCACGAGAAGAUGGUCGCUGAGUUCAAGCGACAGGUGCUGGACGCCGCCACGGAUACGUGGGGCGAGACGGACGACCCUACCGUCCCGGCCGACCAGCGCAAGCCUCCCAUCGACGCAUGUGUGCUCGACGUGUCUGCGGGGAUGAUGGUUUUUCAGCCUCCGGGAGUGGUCCACACCGUCAUGACGCCUGUUCACACGGCGAGUGCGGGGGCGCACAUCCUCGGUUUCGGGCACCUUCACCUGACCGAAUUCGUGAGGUAUUGCCAGGUUCAUAACUCCGACAUCGAGUCCACCAACCACGAUCACGCCUGCUCUGUGCAGACGAUGCUCAUCUCCAUGGCCGCCGCGCUGCCAGCUCGGUUGAGAAACGGCUACGUGGUGUACCGGAAACCCAUGAUCGCUUUGACGCUUAUGCUUCUCGAACCGCAACUGUACAUUCGGAUGGACGACCGUAUAUUGCAGACGUGCGACGCCGAGGAGAUCGCCCUUCGCAAACGGCUGGCGCGGCCGAACUGGGAGGAGGGAGGUUGCGAUGUGGAUAAACUGGCCAAAGCGGUGGUGAACAGGAUCGCACUACAGCUGAGGCGACGCAAGGUUGGUGCCUCAUUCCGCACGGUUGGACGCGAGUAUUUGCUGGAAGGCGUGGAGAAGGGGCUUGACUGGCAGCAUCCGGGCGAUGUCGUCGACCUCCGUGGCUGCAUAGACCACUUCAACGACACACACGUACGGGACUACGAGUCGUCGGAUACGCCGCCCGCGCCGGCCCCCGCGCCGCGCGCAAAGAAAGCCGGGGGGAAGAAAACCACCAAGCGUCGUUGA